CUUGAUGGCAUCAGCCAUACUUUUCGGUUGGUGCAGGUCUCACCUCCGUCAUUCAUGUCUACGCGUGUAUUCCGUGGACACAUAGCAUGUCGUCGCGCCCUGUUCUUUCGCAGAUAUGCGACAGAGUCUCGUGCCUUCGCUCAAAAGCCGUCCGCGUUCGGCCAACCACUCUUCGAAUCCCAUCCGCACCUAGUACAGAGAAAUGAAUUAACACCUGGAUUCACCGCCGAAGAGUAUGAAACGCGUCGCAGAAAGCUGAUGGAUGGUCUACCGGAGUCCAGCAUCGUAGUCUGCGUCGGAGGCACCAUCAAGUAUAUGAGCGGGAUGAUCUUCUAUAAAUUCCGUCAAGCUUCCGACUUUCGGUAUCUCACUGGAUUCGAUGAACCUGACUCGGCGGUGGUUCUCGAAAAGACCUCGCGUUCUCCAAAGGGAUACAGGAUGACGCUAUUCUCGGCGGGGAGAGAUCCUGCGAAGGAGAAGUGGGAUGGUGCCCGGACGACUUUCGAAGAUUCCAAGGCGUUGUUUGACGCCGAUGAUGCUCUCUCUAUCGAGAAGUUUGCCGACCACCUGAAACCUCUCAUCUUGCGGUAUUCCAAUGUUUUCGCCGACCUCCCCAGUACUGGUCGGAAGGCUAUGAGCGCAAGAUCUCUCUUGCAGUAUCUUACGCCGUCUAUUGCCCCUCGAAACUCCUCGGAUGAUGUCAUCGAUGCGUUGAGAUCCUCCAAGCCGAAACCCUUGGCACCCAAGAUUGCCCGGUUGAGAGCUAUCAAGAGUAAAGCGGAGCUGGACGUGAUGCAACGGGCAGCUGAGAUAAGUGGUCGUGCGCAUGCUAAGACGAUGCGGUUUACUCGACCUGGCAUGUCUGAGGGAGCUCUCGCUGCUCACUUUGAGUACAUCUGUGCGCUUGCAGGGUCCGAACGACCUGCUUAUGUUCCGGUUGUGGCAUCCGGAGCGAACGCGUUGAUCAUCCACUACACGUCAAAUAACCAUCUCAUUGACGAGAACGAUAUGCUCUUGAUUGAUGCUGCUUGUGAAUACGAUGGUUAUGCGUCCGAUAUCACACGCUCAUUUCCUGCUUCUGGAACGUUCAGUCCUCCGCAGCGAGACCUGUAUACUGCGGUUCUAACGGUACAAAAAGCUCUUGUCAAACUCUGCACGGAGUCGUCCGGCAUGAGCAUGCACGACAUACACAACAGGACAUGCUCAUUGCUUGCCGACGAGUUGAAGCAGAUUGGGAUCAGUCCGCCAGCCAGAGAACUAGAACAGGUCUUGUUCCCUCACUAUGUUUCGCAUCCUAUCGGGCUAGAUUUGCACGAAUCGGCCCACUUCGAUCGAUUCGGUGGACUCAAAGAAGGAAUGGUCAUCACCAUCGAACCUGGAAUCUACAUUCCGCCUUCUUCGGCAUACCCCAGUCACUUCCACAACAUUGGAAUUCGGAUAGAAGAUGAAGUCGUGGUCGGAAAGGAGCAUUCCACCGUUCUCACGGCCGCUGCGCCGAAGGAGAUUGAAGAUGUCGAAGGCGCUUGUCAGGGUCUCCUGGGAUUUGAAGCUUAUUGACCGGCAUGGUCGGCAGCCGACUGAUCUCUGGACGGGCAAAGUACGAGAAUGCUCAAUGUUUGUCUAUCCAAAAGCCCGCGUUCUGAGAUCGCAUGGGUGAUUCUCAAGUAUCCAUCCGUCUAUAAGGCAGAAUACUUCUGCCAUUCCCCAUCUCAUGCAUACAUAAUUCCAAGUUAAAUCUUCCCCCCAAUUCUAAGCGCGGUGAUGCACGUUUCGAUCGCUGCAUCUGAUGUUGCUACACGUGAUCGAGAAAUUUCUUCACUCCCAAAAAGUACUACCUGGUACUACCCAUCCGAGUUCUGCUUCGCGCAGGCGCCCGUCUCUCCUUCACAUAAUCUUUGUGCUCGUCGCCAUCAUGCUCGUUCUAUACGAGACCGCGAUGGGCUACUGCCUCUUCAAAGUCGGCGAUGCCUCAAAACUUGAGAGUGAUGAUCUGUACAAGGAGUUCGAGACACCGGAAAAGGCCACAAAACUUCUCAAAUUGAAGGCGAUACAUCGAUUCCACUCAACCGCUACUGCCGUCGAGGAUGUCACUGCGCUGCAAAAUGGGAAACUUGGGAAAGGGCUGAAGGGGUUCCUCACAGAGGAGGUGGUGAAUAAGGGGAAGAACAAGGACUCGCUGCUUGUGAUUGACCCGCAACUAUCACGGUCAAUAGCUAAAAAACUGAGCAUCAAUGUUAGUGCUCUGGAGGGGAAGAAUGAGGACCUGUGGCGAGGAAUCAGGUCACAAUUGUCUGCUCUAUUGAAUGGCAUCGACCCCAAGGACUUGGCGACGAUGAGUCUCGGUCUCAGUCACUCGCUCUCCCGGUUCAAGCUCAAAUUCUCGCCGGACAAAGUAGACACCAUGGUCGUACAAGCCAUCGCACUGCUGGACGAUCUGGACAAGGAAAUCAACAUCUAUGCUAUGCGAGUCAAGGAAUGGUAUGGCUGGCAUUUCCCGGAGAUGGCCAAAAUUAUUGUCGAUAACAUCGCAUAUGCCAAGGUUAUCAAGCUGAUGGGCUUCCGCACUAAUGCAGCCACCACAUCCUUUGCUGCCGUUCUCCCCGAAGAUCUCGAAGCCGUGCUGAAAGCCGCCGCCGAAAUCUCUAUGGGCACGGAAAUAUCCGAUUCUGACAUUGCCCAUAUCCACUCCCUCUGUGAUCAAGUCAUCUCCAUUUCUGCAUACCGCACCCAGCUGGCAGAAUAUUUGCGCAACCGGAUGAAUGCCAUCGCACCGAACUUGACGGCACUGGUCGGCGAAUUGGUCGGCGCACGGUUGAUCAGCCAUGCCGGAAGCUUGCUCAGCUUGGCCAAGCACCCCGCCAGCACAGUACAGAUCCUCGGAGCUGAGAAAGCUCUCUUCCGGGCCCUCAAAACAAAGCAUGACACGCCGAAAUACGGACUCAUCUACCAUGCUUCAUUAAUUGGUCAAGCACCACCCAAACUCAAGGGCAAGAUGGCCCGUAUGGUUGCGACCAAGGCAGCACUCUCAAUCCGUGUAGACGCAUUGACAGACUCGGAUGGCAAGUCAGACACCGCUGCAUCUGCCAUCGGUAUUGCGAACCGGGCGAAGCUCGAGUCGCGGCUGCGGGCUCUCGAAUACCAGUCGGAAGAGGGCGGUGUGCGCCGAUUCGCUGACGCAGGCGCCAAGAAGCAGGCGCGGUUCUCGAUGUCUGGCGAAGCCAAGACGUAUAACACCAGUGCCGACUUGGUGCCGACACAGCGUGAAGACCCUAUGGAGAUCGCGGUCAAGGUCGUCCAGGACGUCAAGGAGGAAAAGAGGCGGGCCAAGGAGGAGCGCCGAGCCAGCAAGAAGGCGAAAAAGGAGGACAAGGAGGGCGACGAUGACUCCAUGGACGUCGAUGGUGAGGAGUCAAAGAAGGAGAAGAAGAGGAAACGACGAGAGAGCGAAGCUGCAAAUGGGGAUGUGGAGAUGAAAUCAGCAGAGACGGAGGAGGAACGGAAAGCUCGCAAGGCAGCUCGCAAGGCCGAGAAAGCUGCCGCAGCAGGGGCCAAUGGUGACGACUCUCCGAAAAAGAAGAAGAAGAAGAAGUCUGAGGCAUAGUCGUGUAUCUGUUGUGUCUGUUGUCUAUCUACGCGUAUUCCAUUUUUGUUUCUCUCAGUCCGUCCUGGGGUCAAGCUGUCCCAGGCUGUCCCCUUCAUUAUGAUGACGAGCGCGUAUCGUACGAGAUGCAACCAGACACCUCAUUCCUUCUACCACCAUGGCCCAGCCUGUCAUCAUUGUAACCGGCGCCAACGGGUCAGAGUCCCUGCUCUCCAGUGCUUGACCACAACAUUGAAGGAAAUAUUGUAGCGGUGUGGGAUACGGCAUUUGCCAGCGGUUACUCGGACAACUCUGCCUCCCUCAUCCACCUGACGCCCAACCUCAGUCAUGGGCGAGCAACAACGUCGAGCCGACGCUAGCAGGUCCACCUUUCGAUGGCCUCACGCUCAUCAUGGCCUGCCGCAGCACCAAACGCGGGGAGACGGCGCGUCAACAGCUUCUUGACGAGCUGGACGCGUCCAUCGCGUCCCUACGCUCCAAACCCAAAUACGACGGACGCGCCGAGGCAUUCCGACGCAACGUCACAAUCGAAAUCGAGCAGGUGGACCUGGCUGAUCUGCGCACCGUAUUCGCGUUCGUACAACGCGUUUCGAAACGGUACGCUGUGAAGCUUGGCGCACACGCAUUCGUGCUCACCCUCCAGACACGCUUACAUCUCGCACCUCAUAUUCAACGCCGGCAUGGCCAGCUUCAAGGCAAUAGACUGGAUCGGAUGCGUCAAGCAGCUAUGCACCGACUUCAUCGGCGCGGUCACCCGGCCGAACUUCUACACCCAGCACGUCGGAGAGGUCAGCGUGGAUGGAUACGGGCUUGUCUGGCAGAGCAAUCUGUUCGGGCAUUAUGUGAUGGUGCGUGCACCGGCUGCACCUCGCGCGCGAACUCUAACAAAGCCACCCAGUUCCGUGGCCUGGAACCUCUGCUGCAAAGCGCGAGCUACCCGGCAGCGUCCCGCGUCAUCUGGUCGUCCUCAUUGGAGGCAUCACCGCUCUUCUACAAUCCAGCCGACUGGCAGCUGGUCAAGACGGACCGCUCGUACAAGAGCGUGAAAUACCAAAUCGACCUCAUCUCGACCCUGUUCGACUACCGCGCACUCGCAACCUCGCCUCCGCCGAAACAAGUCCGUCAUUUCGUCACACAGCCUGGAGUCGCCGCGACGAAUAUCAGCGAGGCUCUGGUCGCAACCGGGAGCCUUCUCGACCGACUGAAAUUCUUUUUCUUCUUCCUUGGUCGAUUCGGGACACGUCAUCUGCCGAUAACUGCUCUGAAUGCGGCGAUCGCUGUGGUGCAUGUCACUCUGGUAUCUCUGUCGUUCAUCACUUUCACAGACGAGCCUGUCCGGUUUGGCGCAGAAACCGAUUGCUGGGGCAAUCCCGAAGUCGGCUUGACCCCGGUAGCAGCUUGGGAGGAGCACAAGACCCUGGCAGAAUCUCUCGUAGAGACGUUUGAUCAAGUCUAUCGCACAGAAUCCAUAAAGCAUCAGCCAUCUUGAAGUCACAUUUCGAAUGCAAUUUAUUUUGUGGUACUGUACGAUUGAUUACAAGACUUGUAUCUACAAGCAUGCGGAUAGUUG
This is a messenger RNA of Mycena citricolor, 5171 nucleotides long. Lineage: Eukaryota; Fungi; Basidiomycota; Agaricomycetes; Agaricales; Mycenaceae. The record is from the annotation of a GenBank genome assembly.